UCAUCUCUGCUUCCAACAAGCUUCGAUUUAAUGGAAGACCAUCAUCAAGAAUUCGAGAAGCCCAUCUUCGUAUUCGUCCCUAACAAGCUCAGAAACUCUCGAGUUUCGAGAAAUCGCAAGAUGAAGAAUGGCUUCAGAGAAUCUAUGAGUCACUACGAAGAGCUGUCUUGCUACUACGGAUUGAGGAAGAACCCGAAGAAAAUCCAGAAAUCUCUACUCGUUCAACCAAGAAGGAAUAAGAAGAGUUUGAUUCGAUGCAAAGAAUGCGGGAAAGGGUUUCUUUACGAGAAAUGUCUGCUGAAUCAUCGCCUAGUGACGCAUUCUGAAGAAUCUGUUGUGAGAACAAGUUUGUUGUGUAGCUUCAGUGUUGUGCAGAAGAGAAAGAGAUCGAAGAGAGUUUCCAGGUACAAGAAGAAGAGUACUCGAUUCUCUGUUUCUUCUUCUUCUUCUUCGUUUACAAUGUUUCCUGUUUCUGUGGAUGAUGAUGGGGAGUUAUUAGAAGUGGCUGAGUCUCUGAUUCUGUUGUCUAUGAGUGGUGGUAAGUUCUUGAAUGUUUUAGAACUCUUUGGUAAAGCUCUAGAUUCGAAUCAGAGAGAAUCUGGAUAUGGCUUUUUGAGGAAUGAGCAAAAACUUGUUGCUGAAGAAGAUAGGGUUGUGAGUAAUGAGCAGAAGAAACUUUUGGGAAUUAGCACAGAAUCUGAUGGAACAUGGAAAGAGCUUUCGGAUUUCUUGGCAGACAAGAAGGUUAGGGAAGACGAUGAAUCGGGUCAGCAGAAGCAGGUAGGAGGAGCUGGAAUGCUUAGAGAAGCAACCGAACAGAAACUUGUUCGUCAAGAAACUACGUUUGAAGAUUCAAAUUCAGGAAAUAAAAGUUUACAGAUGAACAUUGAUGAGCAUCGGUGUGGGCUCUGUGACAAGGUUUUCUCGACGUAUCAAGCUCUUGGUGGUCAUCAGACGUUUCACAGAAUAAGAAACAAGUCCAAAAGUCAAACCAAGAGUUGUAGAGACGAAUCAGUGGAAGUUGGGAGCUGAGAUUAAUGGGUCAGUGACGUUGAGACGUAAAGUGCAGAGUACUGUGCUCAAGGCUUUAGGUCAGUUCAGGCUUUAAGAGGCUACAAGAAGUGUCACAACACGAGAUCAAAUGAUGGAGAGAACCUUUAGCUGUGAUGUUGUUGUUUUUGUGUGGGUGUUGAAACUCAAUUGUUGCUGUCUUUGUUACUUGUUUAGCUGUGUGAUGUUUGUAUUUUGGUACGUAAGAGUAGAGGGGAGACUUUGUUUA
Messenger RNA from Camelina sativa (false flax), 1279 nucleotides. The record is from RefSeq and is a predicted model, not a curated record. Lineage: Eukaryota; Viridiplantae; Streptophyta; Magnoliopsida; Brassicales; Brassicaceae.